GGACAGCUGCGGUGGCGGUGGUGGCGGGUUGAGGCGGUGUGGGGGUCCGACCACGGCACCUGAUCCCUUCAAUGUGUUUAACGUGCUGUCGCCAGGCCUUGACGGCGGCCUCGGCUGGCUGGCUGGCGCCGACAGCGAUGACGAACAGCAGCAGCAGCGGGGGGUUGGCGGGCGCUGGGGGGCCGCCUACCAGGAGCCGCCUCCGCCGCUGCUGCUGCGGCGCUCGGUGAGUGCUGGGUUGGAGCGGGGAGGAGGCGGAGGCGGCGGCAGGCGGGCAGCGGAGGUGCAGCAGCAGCAGCAGCUGCUGCUGUUGAGGCGGCAGCAGGCGCUGUUGAUGAUGCAGAGGGCACGAGGAAACAGGCCCCUGCCGGGUACGGCGCAACCCCCUGCUCACCCAGCAGCAGCAGCCCCCUCCUCCUCCCCCUCCCGGCUCGCAGCCGCCCCCGCCACACCCCCUCACGCGGGCAGUGCCGUACAUGCGGGCGGUGCCGUACAUGCGGGUGGUGCCCGGAUGCAGGGAGCGCAUGCUUCCGCGUCCAUAGGGGAGGUGGCGGAGGAGCAGGAGGUGGCGGCGGCGGAGGAGGCGCUGUUGGGUCCGAUGAGAUCCGCGCCCUCGCCUGCCGUACAUGCGGCAUACCGGCAGCAGCAGCAGCAGCACUUGCAGCAGAGCGCGGAGGACUCGCCGACGAUGCUGCUGCCGCUGCCGCCGCUGCGGCAGCCACUCCAGCAGCCUCCGUCCGGGGCGACAGCAGGGGCAGCAGGGGCGGGUGCGGUCACCGGAGCGGCCCGGCUGCUUGAAUUCGGAGAUCUGGAUCCGGACCCUCCCGCCGUACAACUGGUGACGACCACCACCACACCCACUGCCGCCAAUAGCGGCGGGGGCGGGGGAAGCGCCUUUGCAUCUGCAUCUGCAGUUGGGAGCUGGGAGGCGGUGAUGGCGGGGACGGCGGAGGUGGCUGCUGCGGGG
Messenger RNA from Astrephomene gubernaculifera, 967 nucleotides. Lineage: Eukaryota; Viridiplantae; Chlorophyta; Chlorophyceae; Chlamydomonadales; Astrephomenaceae. The record is from the annotation of a GenBank genome assembly.